AUGCCACCACGCUCCCUUUCCUCCUCAUCCACACUUGCGCCCCCCACCAACGCCGACACCAACCAACCCCCUAACAGCUCAACCUCUUCAUCACCACGUCGUGGUGAUGAAGAAGAACCUCGCCCAACACACACCGCCGAAAUCGGCACCCUAAAGAAACUCUCUGUCCCUGGCGGCACAGCAUGGCUCGGCUCCUCCUCCGGUGUAUACUUCGUCAAUACCGUCCGACGUGCAUUUUCCGCCGCCUUUGCACACAACCUCGAAAACGACAGUGAUACUGCCGUCCCAGCCUCUGAGGAUAUCAUCACAGGCGAAGAUGCUGCAGGGAGGAGUUUCAAUGGGAGUGGGAACGUAGCAAUGCCAACGAGAGGGGCGUGGUGGCUGCAUGAUCAGGAUAUCCAUAGACGGAUUGUGGCGGCUGUAGGGAGACCGCCUGCGAACCAGGGAUUAGCGAUGGAUUUGAUUACGACGUUCUUUCGUCAGACGCAUCCAUUGUUUCCGUUCUUGCAUGGACCGAGGUUUCUGGAGGACGUGAGGGAAAUAUAUGUGGCGAUCCAUGGGCAGCCUUCUUCAUCGAUAGGGCAGGCUUCGUCGCGCCCAGAAGGUAGCACGCCAUACUCGGCGACGAAUGAUAGGAGGACGGAUAGCUCGACCCGUGUGACUGCGAAUUCAGCCUUGUCGACCUUGGGUAAUAUCCAGUCCGUCGACCCCUUGAAGCUGAUCACUUUUCAAAUCAUAAUCAAUAUCGCAAAUCACUCACAUACUCCAUCCACUAAGAGUGACCCAACAAAUAGCCUACCACCCUCCUCUCUAAUUCCCUCGUCUCAGAGUCUCCUUAGCCUUGUUCUGCCCCUGUCAACGACACCAUUACUGCCGACAAUACAACUCCUUCUUGCUGCAGAACUCUACCUCCUUACCACUAUAUCCCUUCGACAAGCCUCGACGCUUGCCGGUGUGACUCUCAGACUUAUCUAUCACGCCGGCCUGCACAGAUGUCCACUUCGCUACGCAAGCCUUACGGAAGCCGAUUGUGAAAUUCGCAAACGCAUCUUCUGGGCGGCGUACGCCAUCGAUCGGCAUCUGAGUCUUGCAUUAGGUGAUCCAAAUACCUUCCAGGACAGUGAUAUUGAUGUAUGUGUCAGUCGAGGAAUGAACGGAGAAGGCGAGAUGCACCGAGCUGUUGCUCGCGAAUUACUGACGGAGGACGAGAAGGAGGUCGAGGUCAAGCUGCACUAUGCGCGUGACUCAAUGGGCAGAAUCGUACAUAUGGAUCAGUGGCGCGGCGGCCUGAUGAAAGGCACCAAGACGAGGAAGGAAGACGAUCAACCACAAUCUCGAAAUCCUCCAACACCGAGCGCGAGAAGCAAGCAAUUGCGCGAAGCCGCGUUGACAGCGUACGUGCAUUAUGGCAGACUGACAGGCCGAAUCAUUGAGAUUUUCCACAAGUCAAUCAACUUCCGAUUUCCGAAAGAGGACGCCAUAGGUUUCCUGACGGCCGAUAUCGAAAACUGGUGGAACGAGCUGCCCAGCACCUUGACGGGUGAGUUUAAUCCCGCAGCAGCAGGUGGAGACGGUGAAGAGACUGUCGAACCGGGUUUGGUCCAACAGCAUAAGCUGUUAACACCGUUCUUUACUCUUCUGUACCAUCAACUUUUGCUCUUGCUCAACAGACCAAGAUUAUCGCUCGACCAGUCAACGGCAGAAUUUCAACAAGGACUUCAAGUAUGCAUCCGUGCAUCGAAGAAUACGCUCAUUGCUUUGAAGAAACACAAAGAGAACAGCCAAUCCGUGUUUCUGCCUGGUUUGUUGUCCGCCGCAUGGAUGGCAGGUCUGAUCAUCGCAUUUGCCUGUCAACUAGGCAAGUACCCAAAGGUCCGAGCAUGCAGUGAUAUCAGAUCGUGUCUGUUGCUUCUCGAGUCGAUGAACCUCAAAUGGUACACAGUCAAGAAUUGCCACAAAGUUCUCACUUUGUUGCUGGCUAGUAUCAACGAAAGAAAGGCUGCGCCGAACGGAUAUCUGCCUGCGUGUCGUAAUGAUCAAUUGUCGAAUGCGCCAGGUACUUCGGCUAGAGGAGGGUCGAGGAAGCGCAACCGUGACUCCACGUUGGUUGGCAAUAACGAAGCUGAACCGUCUCCGAAGCGAGAUAGCUUGGCAGGCAUGUCUCCAGCCUCCUCAGAUUUCCAUCCUCCUCACUUCAGGUCCCCAGAGAUGCAGUCAAACAGCACUACUGCACAUCAACAAAACCCAUCGAUAUUGUUUGCUCGACAGGGUUCGGGAAUCAGCGCUUCUAGUGUGGAUUUCAUGACACCAAAUCAAUCCUCCAACUUGUUGUAUAGCAGUACAGUACUCAAUGGUGACAUGAAAUAUUCCAAUGACAACACGAACAAUAUUCAGAACCAACAUCGUGCAGGGGCAGCUAUCUAUGCUGACCCACAAGACAUGGCUUUUGCUCAGUCCAGUCAUAGUAUGGGCAUGAAUCUGCCCGAGUUGUCCUCGGUGGACGACCCUAUGUUCUGGAGUAAUAUGGAUAGUAACCUUUUCGAUAUUUUCGGAGCUGUAUCAUGGGAAACCAUGACUGGACCUGUAGGUGUGAAUGCUAGUCCCAACACAUGGGAUAUGUCAUCGUUUGCGGACCAAGGUGGCGGCAUUGGUGGGAACAUGAAUGACUUGUUCGAGUCGAACGGACAGGCGUAUUUGUAG
This is a messenger RNA of Lithohypha guttulata, 2700 nucleotides long. RefSeq lists its product as uncharacterized. Lineage: Eukaryota; Fungi; Ascomycota; Eurotiomycetes; Chaetothyriales; Trichomeriaceae. The coding region runs from base 1 to 2700 and encodes 899 amino acids. Gene Ontology annotation, biological process: DNA-templated transcription. The transcript has a single exon. Gene Ontology annotation, molecular function: DNA binding; zinc ion binding. The record is from RefSeq and is a predicted model, not a curated record.